This is a messenger RNA of Choloepus didactylus (southern two-toed sloth), 1009 nucleotides long. It is a transcript of the gene MRPS17, whose product is annotated as mitochondrial ribosomal protein S17. The record is from RefSeq and is a predicted model, not a curated record. The transcript is spliced from 3 exons. Lineage: Eukaryota; Metazoa; Chordata; Mammalia; Pilosa; Megalonychidae. Gene Ontology annotation, molecular function: structural constituent of ribosome. Bases 94 to 486 code for a protein of 130 amino acids. Gene Ontology annotation, cellular component: ribosome; mitochondrial small ribosomal subunit. Gene Ontology annotation, biological process: mitochondrial translation.
GCCUGUGUGGCGUGACGUCAUCACCCUCCGACCGGCGCUUUCCGGGCCGCGCCACGGGACCGACCUAAAUCCGGAGGUGAACAAAGCCACAUAAUGUCAAUAGCUCGAUCUUCUGUCCAUGCCAAAUGGAUUGUGGGAAAGGUUAUUGGGACAGCAAUGCAAAAAACUGCUAAAGUGAGAGUGACCAGGCUUGUUCUGGAUAACUAUUUGUUAAAGUAUUUUAACAAGAGGAAAACCUACUUUGCUCAUGAUGCUCUCCAGCAGUGCACGGUUGGGGAUAUUGUGCUUCUCAAAGCAUUACCUGUUCCACGAACGAAGCAUGUGAAGCAUGAACUAGCUGAAAUCGUUUUCAAAGUGGGAAAAGUCAUAGAUCCAGUGACAGGAAAACCCUGUGCAGGAACCACAUACCUGGAAAGUCCAGUCAGUUUGGAAACCAGCCACCAAAGCAAAGAUCUGAAAGAACUUAGUAGCUCUUCAGCACAAUAGAGGAGGCUCAAAAAAAGAGAAAGAUUUACAAGUUUGCUUUAUGGAAAAAAAUUUUGCUAACUCUCGUUUUAAACUGUGUCCAAUUGCUCUUUGGUAUUUAUGAAGUUACUGAAAGUAAAUUAGAUAAAGGGCUUGUUAUAAGUUUUCACAAAGGUUUAUGGUCAUAGUUCCAAUUUCCUUUUUCGGUGAACAUUAAGUUCCUUUUACAUUAAGUGUGUCUAGCAGUCUACUACAUCAUUUUGCAAGCUCAUUGCUUUAGAGGGCAUAUUGUUUUUUCAUUCUAAGGAAUCUUGAAUUUCUCUCAGGACUUUUAUUUGGGGGAAGAAAACCUUUUGAUAUCAUAGAUAGAUAAGACCAUAUUAAGUGAAUAUUUAUUUUUUGAUGGUAUAUAUUCAAAAUUAAUUUUUUUUCUGAUUUCACCAAUUCCAAAGAGAAAUAAUAAACAUGUUUGUAGUCAGACUUUGUCAGAUUAAGCUGUAUUAAUAAAGAUGUCAGCAUGUAGAAAAUAAAAUGUAAAAUUCUC